CUACUCCUACUACCUCACACACACUAGCUCUCUCCGUCACUCCAACUCGGUCCAAAUGUACGGCCUCCUCUCUCUCCUCCUCCUCCUCCUCCGCUUCUUCGCCGCCGCAGUCUCCGCCUCCUCCACCUCCUUCCCGGACCGUUUCACCUCCUCCUCUCUCCGGCGUCACAAAUCCCAAGAAUACUUCGAGCUCGGCCGUCCUCUGUCGUCCGAUCUCCUCCCCCCGUCCUGCUACCGCCGCGUCCUCACCCACUCCUUCGCCAACACCAUCAACGGCCCUCCCUUCUCCGCCCCAUACUCCCCUCCGCCGCCCUCCGAAUCCUCCGUUUGCUCCGCCCCAUGGUCCCACGUCGCCCUCGAGUUUCGCGCCAAAUGCAAAGGCGAGCAGUACGACCGCAUCGCCGGGAUCUGGCUCGGCGGCGUUGAGCUCCUCCGUACCAGCACCGCCGAGCCGACCGAGAAGGGAAUCUUCUGGAAGGUUCGCAAGGACAUCACUAAAUACUCCUCCGUCCUAGCUCGCUGCGAUCUCAACCUCACCAUGAUGCUCGAGAACGUCGUCGAUCGCGUCUUCACUGGCGUUUACCACGUCGAGGUUCAUUUCCUCUAUUACAAGGCAAACGUCGCCGUUUCGGAGCCUAGGGUUUCUUCGAUCCUUGCAGAUCAAACUUUCAACGGUCAAAAAUUGGGGAUCGUUGUUCCCGAGGAGCCUGCCGAUUUGAUAGUUCCGAUCUCCGACGACGGCGACAGAGGGUUUUGGUUCAGAAUCGACAGCGAAUCGGAUCUCCCUUCCAAGCAAAUCCAACUCCCUCGGAACACACGACGUGUCGUUCUUGAGCUCUACGUUUCGUUUCACGGCAACGACGAGUUCUGGUACUCGAAUCCGCCGAAUCUAUACAUCACGACGAACAAUCUUACCACCGGACGAGGAAAUGGAGCUUACAGAGAGAUUUUCGUGACGGUUGACGGCGAGUUGGUGGGAUCGGAGGUGCCGUUUCCGGUGGUCUUCACCGGCGGGAUCAAUCCGUUGUUUUGGGAACCGGUGGUGGCCAUCGGAGCUUUCAACCUUCCUUCUUACGAUUUCGAAUUGACGCCGUUUCUGGGGAAGCUUCUGGAUAAGAAGGCUCAUAGCUUUGGAAUUGGAGUGACCGAUGGAAUUUCAUAUUGGCUUGUUAAUGCCAACUUACACAUUUGGUUGGAUCAUAAAUCCAAGGCUGUGAAAGCUAAAUCAAACUCGUUUCCUUCGCCGGCGAUUGAAGUGAAGCGUAAUGCUCGGUUCAAAAAGCUUGACGGGUCGUUCAGGAUCAAGGCAAGGAGGAGGAGUGACUUUGUGGGGUGGGUUAAGUCGAGCUCAGGGAACUACACUACCACAUUCUCGCAGAAGUACAAGUUCAGCAGCUCGGUUAGUUUUGGGAAGAACGGGACGUACAAAUCGGUGAACCAGAAGGUCAAGGCUGAGAAGGAAGUGAGGGUUGUGAGUGAGACUGGUGUGGUGGUUCUUAGAACUAGGGUUAAGGGAAGGUACCCUAUUGAUGUUUUUACAGCUACUCUACCAGGUAAGAAGAAAGACACCUAUGUGCUCCUCACCAAUGUCACGCAUUUGGUGAAGGAGAGGAGCUGGCACGGGGGAUAUUUGAGCCGUGUUAACAACAUUCAAGAUUCAAGAGGGUGGAUGGAGGUCAGGGAUCAUUCUGUUCUUUCUGGAACAGCAGACACUCGGCAGAGUUUCGGUUACAAAGAUAACUUUGGCUGCUACUCGCGCACUAUUGGCGCUGUUGAUGGCAGCUUGAUCAGGGAUAAUUCCAGCUUUCAUUGCAUAUCUGCUGCAUGAUUCUGAUCUCCCUGCUCUUAGAUCCUUUCCCUAUUGCAAAAUUUCAAAACUUAAAAGCUAAUCCUAGCUAUCUAUUUGUGUUUCUUUCUAAUCUAGUCUGGCUUCCUAGCCACUUCAUCAGAUUGUAAUAAUGUAUAGCUCUGAGAACCUCAGGAACUCAUAUGCAUUUGUUAUUUGUAUUUUGUCUCAAGAAUCAAGAGUAAAAAUGAGAGAUUGUAAAAUAGA
Molecule: messenger RNA, 2053 nt
Organism: Rosa rugosa (rugosa rose)
Lineage: Eukaryota; Viridiplantae; Streptophyta; Magnoliopsida; Rosales; Rosaceae
Product: peptide-N4-(N-acetyl-beta-glucosaminyl)asparagine amidase A
Exons: 1
Coding region: 56-1828 (590 amino acids)
Cellular component (GO): vacuole
Source: RefSeq, a predicted model, not a curated record